AGCUACACCGUAGAGAGAGUGCGGUGUAGAGACAGCUCAGGGACGUGAGUUGAGGGUUCAAUGUAGGUUUACCGACUGAAAAGGGUCGUUUUAUUCUUUGUUUGUUUUUAUUUAAUUAAGCACUGGGAAAAACCAAAGAUAAGUGAAUAAAUACAUACAGAUUCCCAAAAUGCUUUGCCAUGUAACGCGGCCGGACUCGGUGGUGAUGGAGGUGGAAGUUGACGCGAAGGCGAAUGGAGAGGAUUGUCUGAACAAGGUAUGUAGGAAGCUGGGUGUCAUAGAAGUGGACUAUUUUGGCCUGCAGUUCUCCGGCAGUAAAGGAGAGAACCUGUGGCUGAACCUGAGGAACCGAAUCUCGCAGCAGAUGGACAGCGUGACUCCCUGCAGGCUCCGACUGAGGGUCAAGUUCUUCGUCGAACCCCACUUAAUACUCCAAGAGCAGACCAGGCACCUGUUCUUCAUGCACGUUAAAGAGGAUCUGCACCGCGGUCAUCUGCGCAUGUGCUCGGAGAAGGCCGAGGAGCUCAGCGCCCUCCUGGCGCAGGCGGAGUUCGGCGACUACAACCAGAACACGGCCAAGUACUGGUACACCGAGCUGUGCAGAAAAGAUCCCGACCAAGAGACGGUUAACAGCAUCAUAGCCAAGCACAAGGCUCUGGAGGGGCUGAGCCAGGGCUCCGUGGAGUACCAGGCCCUGCAGUUGGUAGCGUCUCUGGAGCACUACGGCGUGGAGUGGCACUGGGCGCGGGACGCGGAGGGCCAGAGGCUGGCGGUCGGAGUAGGACCUGAUGGCAUCGCCAUCUGCAGGGACGAUUUCAGCCUGGUCAACAGGAUUUCGUAUCCUUUAAUCCAAAUCGCCACACAGUCGGGGAAGAGUGUGUUUCUGACCGUGACGAAGGAAAGCAGCGACAGUGUGGUCCUACUGUUCAAGCUGAUCAGUAACCGAGCGGCUAGCGGGCUGUACCGGGCCAUCACGGAGACGCACGCCUUCUACAGAUGCGACACUGUAACGAAUGCAGUCAUGAUGCAGUACAGCCGUGACUUCAAGGGCCACCUGGCUUCACUUUUCCUCAACGAGAACAUCAACCUGGGCAAGAAGUACGUCUUCGACAUCCGCCGGACGUCCAAGGAGGUGUACGACUACGCCAGACGGGCGCUGUACAACGCCGGCAUCGUGGACCUGAUGUCCCGGUCGGGUGCACGUUCUCCGUCCUCCCGCUCGCCUUGGCACGGACAGGAGAACGCUCCGGAGUGUGGAGGGUGUCGGCAGAACCGGCUGCUCCAGGAGAAGCUGCAGAAGCUGCGCGAGGCCUUCCUGUGCAUGCUGUGCUGUGAGGAGGAGAUCGACGCCGCCUUCUGCCCCUGCGGCCACACCGUGUGCUGCCAGAACUGCGCCGCACAGCUCCAGUCGUGUCCGGUGUGUCGCUCGGAGGUGGAACACAUCCAGCACGUCUACCUGCCCACCUGCUCCAGUCUGCUGAACCUGACCGUGUGCAGCGACAGUCCUGCUCCCAUCCACCGCUCCAUGGCCACACACACCUGCACUACCAGCCAUUACUGCAGCGACGACAAACUCUGCCAGACCUAAACCAACCUCCACAUCGCUUUCUUUCUUGUAUUAUUUAUAACCGCUCACCAUCUCUCUCUGUUCUUAAAACCACCAAUGAAGAGACCCUCCGUAGAGACUUUUGUACUUUAUCUUAAAUUAAGUGUAUCAGUUGAUCUGAUAAACAGCUACUUUAUCUUUUUAUUUGAAGUUUGUUCUGUUAUUCUAAUCCAUACUAUCAUAGCCUUCAGUUUUAUUUUAGAAACAUACUGAUAGUGGUUGUUUUUGUUGUUGUCCCCCCCCCCCCCCUCCUCCUCCUAUUUAAUUGCGUUUUAUGUUUGUUUUAUGACGUGAUUUUUCCACUUUGACCGUAUUGGAUUUUGCAGUGGAAUUGCGCGCAGUAUUUGUGUGUAUCAUGCCAAUAUCCCUUUCUUUUAUGCUGAAGGUUACAGGAAUUACCGAGCGAACACGAUCGGGCCUCUAACGUUUAUUCACGUAAAUUUUUAGCGCUCACGGUCUGAUUAAUACUCCAGGCACUGAGUUAAGGAGGCUAAACGAUAGAAAGGUGUCUUGUGAGCAUCUCGAAUAUUUAACCCUGUGAUCACUUCAACUUCACUCAUCACCCUAGAGACAUCCCUCAUAUGCAAAGGAUACUUGGUGCAAUUGUAACUUUUGUUUGUUUGUUUUUGUUCUUUAUAAUGUGGGAUGUAUAUAAAAUAGAAAAAUAUUGACACCGUCACUUUACCAAGGAGUUUAAGGCUCUAAGGCCUUAAUGUAGCAGUAACACAGUGUGUUUGUUAUGCAUAUUCUUCCUUUGCACAGACUAUUGUCGUUAAUAAAAUGAAAGGAAUUUAUUUUCUUUAUUGCUGACACGGUCACUGCAGGGGUGAAAUUAUUAUUAUUAUUAUUAUUAUUAUUAUUAUUAUUAUUAUUCUCUCCAUUUUCUACAAAUAGAUUUUGUUUCUGUUUAUUUGAAGCAAAAACUAUGCUCUGUACUUGUAGAGUCUUUUUAUAUUUCUUUGAACAAAAGGUAUUAAUAAAGUUGUGAUUUUUAAACAAGGA
This is a messenger RNA of Ictalurus punctatus (channel catfish), 2608 nucleotides long. RefSeq names its product myosin regulatory light chain interacting protein a (gene mylipa). The coding region runs from base 170 to 1588 and encodes 472 amino acids. Gene Ontology annotation, molecular function: ubiquitin-protein transferase activity. Gene Ontology annotation, biological process: ubiquitin-dependent protein catabolic process. Lineage: Eukaryota; Metazoa; Chordata; Actinopteri; Siluriformes; Ictaluridae. Gene Ontology annotation, cellular component: cytoskeleton. The record is from RefSeq and is a predicted model, not a curated record. The transcript has 7 exons.